GAUGGGAAGAAUUUGGAGCUGAAGAAGAUAACGAAAAUUUCUUAACUUCUUAGUGUGGACAACAACAUUCCCCUUAUUUUUCAGUGAACUGAUCUCAGAGAGACUCUCAUUCUGUAAGGAAAUAUAAGCGCUUUAGGAACAAUUUGUGAAUCGAGAGCGGGGGAGAGGAAAUUAUGUCUAGUAACAGUGUGUUCCAGGCACCCAUUCAUAGCUACUUACAACUUCCGGCCACGAAACUUGCAUCAAAAAUUCGCCGAUUAGAAAUUGGUGUUGAGGAACUUUUGCAAGUAUUCAUUGACAGGAUAAAUGCAGUCAAUAGUAGCAUCAAUGCAGUGGUCGCCAAUCGUUUCUCAGAAGCUUUGGCUGAGGCGAGAGAGGUCGACGAGGAACUUCAUAAGAUGACUCAAAUUCAGAGAGACGAACUGGAGAACGAGAAACCUCUGCUGGGUGUGCCAUUUACCGCCAAAGAAGCUUUUGCGGUCAGAGGCUUGCCUAAUAGUGGUGGUCUCGUGGCUCGUAAAGACUGCAUAGCCGAAGAAGACGCAGUUGUUGUGGGUCGUUUACGACAGGCUGGAGCUAUCCCAAUUGCCCUUUCCAACUGCAGUGAAUUAUGCAUGUGGUGGGAGUCAGCAAAUCGGGUUUAUGGAAGGACUAGCAAUCCAUUUAACAGGUCCAAAAUAGUUGGGGGUAGCUCUGGAGGAGAGGGUGCUAUCAUUGGAGCAGCUGGAUCAGUAUUCGGCGUGGGAUCAGGUUAAAAUUGUUAUUGCAUUUACUUACUCGCUCAUUAAUUCAUGUCAAUCAGUCAGUCAAUCAAUCAAGCAGGUAAAUUUCUAAAGAACCUGUGGUGCUGCAUCGGUGGGAGAGUAUAACAGGGUAAUUUAGUGUUAUCAAUUGGGUUGAUAAUGUAAAUUGGCCAUCAUAAAGAGUUUCAAAGCUGAUGUUUUGAUUGUUAGCCCUUUGUCUUAGUGUUCUGACCAAUCAGUCUACUAGUCAAGGUAAUUUGGGAUUAUCAACUGAGUUGAUAAUGCAAAUUUUCUACCUUUAAGAGUCAAGAGUUUAGCUUCGAAACUUUUAAAGGUGGUCAAUUUACAUCAUCCACUCAGUUUAUAAUACCAAAUUACCUUGUUAUACCCUCCCACUGACACAACACCACAGCUUCUUUAGAAACCUACCCUCUAUGUCAAUAUGUUAGCCAGUCAAUUAAUUGGCUAGUCAGCCAUUGAGUCAGACAGUCAUUCAGGUAGUCUUUCCUCAUUUGCUCAGUUUUUUUGCUACUUAUUUAUUUCUUUUUUUUUUUUCUCUCUGCUCGUUCAUUCAUCCAUGGGGCUAUACAUUGAUCAAUCAUUUGGUCAUCCCUUUCCUUUGUUCAUAAACAUACAAAUUCAAACACUUAUCUAAACCAAACUUUACUCAAACAAACUGCAGUCAGUCAAUAAAUUAAACAUUAAUUUGUUCUGCAAUCAAUCUGUUAUCUCUUAUUUUUAAUUAUUAUUCUUGUAGACAUUGGUGGCAGUAUAAGAAUGCCGUCAUUUUUCACUGGAAUAUUUGGACACAAGCCUAGUCCAGACAUUGUACCCAAUGCUGGUCAGUUUCCUGAUGCAUCAGGUAACAGACAGCAGUUCUUGUGCACUGGGCCUAUGUGCCGAUAUGCAGAGGACCUCAAACCUCUUCUGAAGGUAUGCAACUUUUAGAUACUUCACUUAAACACUAUGUUUGAUUAAAUCACUAGUAUAUAUAAAAAAAUUCUUACCUCUGAUUGGCUAAGAGAAAUGCAUUUUCAGGUAACAAAAUGAACGAGAUUUAAUUCAGUGCAGAGAAGGGUAAUUCAGUGCAAACAAGUGAUACAAGAAAAUUUAGUGCAAACUGUUUUGGGGGCUUAGAAAUAUUUUGCAGUAUAAAAAAUUUGUAAAAAGUUAGGAAAUUACACAAGUUUGCAUUUUGAUUUUGUAAAGUCUAGGUGGUCUUUGUUAAAUUUUUUUGAGAUACAGGAGGGCAAUGAAGCUACUAUGCUUUGUACAAACUCAUGGCAACCAUACUUGGUUGGGUACAUAUCAAAGAGCUAGUACCAGUCCUCUCUCCUUCAUGUUGGAACACUCAUCUGGUUAUAAUAAUAUUAUUGUUGUCACUAGUAACUAGGUAGAAGCUUUUAAGGUCUACAUGUUCAGCUGAACAUGUGAUGUCUUAAAUCUCUCUGGUAAGCUAUUCACCAAAAUGCUUGAAGAUUAAAAUCACAUUUUUAACUUUUAGGUUAUGGCAGGAGAUCAAGGAGCAUCAAAAUUGAAUCUUGCAAGGGAUGUAGAUGUUACAAAGCUGAGAUAUUUUAGCAUUGAGGAUUGUGGAGGACACUUUUUGAUAUCAAAUGUUGAUCCUGAACUAAAGCAGGCCCAGCAAUAUGUCUGUCAACAACUUGAGGAAAAACUUGGUGUGGAAGUAGUGAAACUUAAAAUUGAAAAACUUUCAAACUCCCUUGAGAUUUGGUCAUCGAUGAUGUCUUCUGGAGCACAAAAGUCAUUUUGUUAUUACAUGGGUAACCAAGUGUCAGAAGUUAAUCCCUUCUGGGAACUUUUGAAAGCUUGUAUUGGACUCUCUAAUCACACACUUCCUGCAAUUGGUUUGGGCAUGCUGGAAAAAUUUGAAAGUUUAACACCUAAAAGGGUAUCAGAGUCUUUCAUUCAAAUGGCUGAGGAGCUAAGACUGGAACUUGAAGGUAUUCUAGGGGAAGAUGGAGUCUUAAUCUAUCCCUCUCACCCGUCAGUGGCUGUCAACCAUUGCGUUCCCUUGUUAUUUCCUUUUAAUUUCUCAUACACAGCUAUUUUUAAUGUUCUUUAUUUCCCUGUAACUCAGUGUCCUGUUGGGCUGGGAAAGGCAGGCUUACCUCUUGGAAUUCAGGUGGCAGCAGCAAAGGAUAAUGACUGUCUAACCAUUGGUGUUGCCAUGGAGAUUGAGAGGCUAUGUGGUGGUUGGGAUGGGUUAUUUAAACAAAAACAAUCUGGUCUGAACAUUGAUCAAUAAAAAACAACAUUUUACUCUGAAUUAAGUUUGCAUUAGAAACAAAAUACACCAUAUUUUUGACACAAUAAUAAAUCAACAUAUUUUAAUAAAAUUGUAGUAUACCCAAAAGCACAAGAUUAUACUACUUAUUGUAAACUAAAAGUUGUGAAAUAAGCUACCUGUAUUUUAGAAGAAAAUCCUAUCUUUCUUUUUUUUUUUAAUUAACAUUUUAGAAAUGUUUAAUUUAGAGUGAAAUGUAAUUCAGGAUUUCACUAUAUUUUAUGGUUAGUUUAAUGACCUCUUGCCAUGUCAGUCAGUGAGAUACAAAACUGAAACCAGUUGUGACUUGGUUACAAUUAUUGUCUCAUUAAAGACAGUUAUAUAUAUUCACUUUGAGUUCUCAGUGAUUCCAUGGGAAAUUUCCUUUCUUUCUGCCAGGCAUAGAGAGUUCUUUGACUCUGGAUUGAGAAAUGCCCUAUUAUGAGG
Messenger RNA from Pocillopora meandrina, 3477 nucleotides. The record is from the annotation of a GenBank genome assembly. Lineage: Eukaryota; Metazoa; Cnidaria; Anthozoa; Scleractinia; Pocilloporidae.